GCCUGAGGGGAGCGCAGCGAGUCCUGGCCCGUGAUUGUGCAGACCAGGGGGCUGGAUGGCAUGCUGGACCCAAGCUCAGCUCAGCGUCCGGGCCCAAUAAAGGCUUUUCCAAGGGAGCAGCUUUCUGUCCUGGCUACGCUGAGGUGCAUAGCGUAAUGUCCAUGUUGUUCUACGCUCUGAUCACAGCUUUUCUGAUCGGUAUACAGGCAGAACCCCAGGCAGAGAGCAAUGUCCCAGCAGGACAAGCCAUCCCUCAAGCCCACUGGACUAAGCUUCAGCAUUCCCUUGACACAGCCCUCCGCAGAGCCCACAGCGCCCCGCCUGGGGCGAUAGCUGCCAGGGUGGCAGGGCAGACCCGCAACAUCACUGUGGACCCCAAACUCUUUAAGAAGCGGCGGCUGCGUUCACCCCGGGUGCUGUUUAGCACCCAGCCCCCACCUGUCGCCGUGGAUGCUCAGGAUCUGGACUUGGAGAACGGUGGUGCAGCCCCCUUCAACAGGACUCACAGGAGCAAGCGGUCCUCGUCCCACCCCGUUUUCCACAGGGGGGAGUUCUCAGUGUGUGACAGUGUCAGCGUGUGGGUUGGGGAUAAGACCACCGCCACAGACAUCAAGGGCAAGGAGGUGAUGGUGUUGGGGGAAGUGAACAUUAACAACAGUGUAUUCAAACAGUACUUUUUUGAGACCAAGUGCCGGGACCCCAAUCCCGUCGACGGCGGGUGCAGGGGCAUUGACUCGAAGCACUGGAACUCGUAUUGUACCACGACUCACACCUUUGUCAAGGCGCUGACCAAGGAGGGCAAGCAGGCUGCCUGGCGGUUUAUCCGGAUCGACACGGCCUGCGUGUGUGUGCUCAGCAGGAAGACUGGGAGAAGAACCUGACCUGCGGGAGACCCCCAAUUCCCCCCACCUUCCACUGACCCCCCCCACCCUCUACUGGGCCCCUCCCUACCUCAACCUGUAAAUUAUUUUAAAUUAUAAG
Molecule: messenger RNA, 981 nt
Organism: Choloepus didactylus (southern two-toed sloth)
Lineage: Eukaryota; Metazoa; Chordata; Mammalia; Pilosa; Megalonychidae
Gene: NGF
Product: nerve growth factor
Exons: 3
Coding region: 156-881 (241 amino acids)
Biological process (GO): nerve development; cell surface receptor protein tyrosine kinase signaling pathway; neuron projection morphogenesis
Molecular function (GO): growth factor activity; nerve growth factor receptor binding
Source: RefSeq, a predicted model, not a curated record